Molecule: messenger RNA, 2052 nt
Organism: Pleurotus ostreatus (oyster mushroom)
Lineage: Eukaryota; Fungi; Basidiomycota; Agaricomycetes; Agaricales; Pleurotaceae
Gene: ARP8
Product: actin-like protein arp8
Exons: 14
Coding region: 1-2052 (683 amino acids)
Biological process (GO): double-strand break repair; regulation of DNA-templated transcription
Cellular component (GO): Ino80 complex
Source: RefSeq, a predicted model, not a curated record
AUGCCACGGGGCGUCCCCAAUACCAAGCGAGAUGACACUGGAAUGCGGUACACCACGUUCCAUGUCCCAUUGGCGCUACCCCCGAAGCAAGGAGCUUCAACCUACUUGAAGUACGAUUCACAGUUCCUAUGGACUAGAAACGCCAUACGGAAGAGAGAAACCCAAGCCGAUGAAGCAGCUCCCCCGCAGGAUCAAAGACGAGGCUCACAAGUCAUUGUGAUACACCCUGGCUCGCGCAAUAUUCGAAUUGGACGAGCUUGCGAUGUGAAUCCGGUGUCAGUUCCAGCAAUUAUCGCUCGCAAAUGCAAAGGACUCGUAGCCGAACCUGUGUUUGCGGAGGGGAUCUGUAGACCUCAAGACCCUUCCUUGGGGGCUAAGGCUUCCAAUGGAGAUGAUCAUACGACAGCAGAGCCUGCUGAAGAUCCAUUCGAGAAGAAACUGGCAGCAAUAUCUGUCUCACUACGCGACCGUAUGCGUUUCUAUAAACUCCGUGUCACUCCAAAUGCCGCUACCAUAGCCUCACAAUUCAACGAGCAAUUCAAACCUGAAGUCAUCGCUGACCACAAUGAUCUCCUACAAGUUGAAUGGCUUGAUAAGGCAAACCAAGAAGACGUGAUCACCGGCGAGAAGAUAUAUCGCCUCCCGGAUCCUUAUUCCUCAGGCUACACUAUAAAGUCUCCCAUUCACGGCACAGAUUUCAACACAAGAGAUUACAACUCCACCCAACUGAUCCUAAGCGACCUCGAAGCCAUUAUCCAAAGGACUCUGAGCGACUCCUUCAAAAUUAGCCCUUCAGACUACAAAAAUUAUUCCGUGGUCCUCGUCAUCCCAGACUUCUAUGAACGUGCAUACGUCAGAGACUGGGUGAAUCUUCUCUUGGUGUCGAUGGGGUUCAAGCAACUAUGUGCGCAGCAGGAAUCUUUAGCUGCGACCUAUGGUGCCGGUAUUUCCAACGCUUGCGUAGUUGAUAUUGGUGCUGCAACCACAAGUGUCGCUUGCGUUGACGAAGGCCUUGUGAUUCCUGACUCAAGGAUGCUUCUCAACAUCGGUGGAAACGACGUCACGGAAUUCCUGCUCGUCCUCCUUGAGAGAAUCAAUUUUCCAUAUCGAGAUAUCAACCUUGUGCGCUCGUACGACUGGCAAGUUAUGGAAGAUCUUAAAAUUAGGCUAUGCACUUUGGCAGAGGGCGACGUAGCAUUAAAUCUAUAUGACUUCACUGUUCGAAGGCCAGGGCGGGCUGAAAAGUAUGGUCUACGUGCCUAUGACGAAAUCAUACUCGCGCCCAUGUGCCUUUUCGAACCACGCGUUAUUGAGUUCGACAAAAAGCGGGCAGCGUUCUCCCGGCCCUCAUCUAGUCAGGUGGUCGAUGAAAUCUUACCUACUGACCGCUAUACUCGAGCCAUGCUCAUUUCCACCGAGCACUUGAUGGCAGAGGCGCCUGCACCGGUGGAACCUGCCGCGAAUGGGGUUGUAAAUGAUCAGGCUGAGAAAACUGAGAAGCGAGAGAAUGGUCCUGCAUCCCUCGCAGACGGUUCUACCGAUACGCCGAUGGAGAUUGUCGACGUGGAAGAUGAAUCGAAGCCUCCUUUAGCGACUCCUCCAGCCUCUGCCGAGACUCCCAAUGCGUCAUCACAACCACAAGACGUUCAUCCCCCGUCUACGAAUCCUGCUGUGCCGCCAAUUGAUGUAUGCUUCGAAGCAAGCAAAUUGCCACUAGAUGUUGCUAUCUUUAACAGCGCUCGAGCGGCCGGAGGAGAUGAGAAGAUUAGGAAGUACUUGCAAGCAGUACUGAUUAUCGGUGGUUCAGCUUUGAUUCCAGGUAUGAACCAUGCGCUUGAAAGCAGGCUGCAAGCAAUCGCGACGCCACUAGUGCCCAACAUGGAAAAGGUACAGAUUAUUCCGCCUCCCAAGGAUGUAGACCCUCGCGUCCUUGCCUGGAAGGGAGCGGCCGUACUUGGCAAAAUGGACGGCGUGUCUGAUCUUUGGAUUACCGCUGCUGAUUGGGACAUACUGGGCAUCCGUGGGCUUAAAGAGCGAUGUUUCUAUUUGUAA